AUAUAACCACCACCACCAUACAGUCGACAUAUAUACUGCAGCCGUGCGAUGUACACUGUUACGUGUGUUUUUAUUAAUUUACAUUAAAACACAGUCGGAAGUUUCGGCAGACGUACUGCUGCUGUCAGGAUGCAUUGGAUAAUGGUUUGCGAGAGUUGUGCGUGUGGCGUGGUGUGUUUACAUCGUUCAGGUUCAGCUAUUUGACUGUGACCUUUUGUUGUGUGUGUGUGUAUCACCGCAACAUGCGUGUACACGUGCGUAUGAUACGACACUGCGUACGUAUCAUACGCACGCGCGCGUGUGCGCGUACACACACACACACACCGUGAUGCACAGGACUCAGUGUGUUGACGUGUCGCGAGCCAGUUGUCGUCAACCCACUGCUGGAUGAGUGCCACGCGGCUCCCAAGACGUCGCAUGUCAAAGUGGUUUGGUGGUGGUUGUUUGGCCAUACUUUCGCCGCAGUGGGUGACGGUGACGAUGGGGUUUCGUCCCAACCUUUUGCUUCGGCGAAUGUCUGCGACGACGACGACAACAACAACAACAACGAAAUGCCAACCGACCGGUUUCAAAUAUACGGAACAAAAAAUACGCGACGGAAGCGGUACGCGUACUUUUUGCCCGUGAUUAAAUCGACCGAUCCCUAUGAGAUACGCAAGAGUUGAGCCUGGCCAGGCCUUGGAUGGGUGACCACCGUGCAUAGGCUGAGUGGUCGUCCUAUACGUGGUUGGGCAGCGGACAACAUGAAUUGUUGUACUCUAUGCCUAUGCCCCCACCACCACCAACCUCCUUAGCUCAACCAACCCGCACUGCAUGAACCGGUAUGCUGUGGACGUAAGGUAUUCCUCAUCCAGCAGUGGGUUGACAGAAAGGGAUGCACAUACGAGAGCGGGAAGCACCUCGCCCGACGGAUCCCAUGGCGAGCUGCGCGCCCAGCCUGCAGGAAGAGCUGACGUGCUCCGUGUGCCUGUCGCUGUACGACGACCCCGUGCAGCUGCAGUGCCGCCACAACCUGUGCCGCGCCUGCUUCCGCCGCAUGUGCGAGCUCAACACCUACGUGCGCUGCCCCGAGUGCCAGACGGACGUCACGGGCCGCCGGGUCGAGGCCAACAUGAAGCUGCGCAACGUGGUGGACAGCUACCUCAAGAGCAUCACCAGCGGCGGCGGCGGCAGGUUCAAGCUGGCGGGCGGCUGCCGCUCCCUGGACGCGUGCUCGUCGUCGACGUCGUCGUCGUCGUCGCCGCCGUCGCCGUCGUCGCCGUCGUCGCCGUCGUCGUCGCCGGCGGUGCCGUGCAGCUUCUGCCGGCGCGAUGCCCAGCGCCCGGCCGUGAGGACGUGCGCCAAGUGCGAGGUGUCCUUCUGCGAGGAGCACGUGCGGCCCCACUACGAGAACAGCUGCUUCCGCGGGCACGUGCUGCUGCAGCCGACGGCGCGGCUGGCCGAGCGGCGCUGCACCGAUCACGACGAGCCGCUGAAGCUGUACUGCGCGGUGGACGACGCGCUGGUGUGCAGCGUAUGCGUGCUCGCGGGCGGCCACCGGGACCACCCCGUGCGCACGCUGGCACAGCACGCGCAUCACGUCCGGGACCUUCUGGAAGACAAGACCAGGAACUUGGAGGGGAAGAUAGGGCUGUUUGAGAAGUUCCUACAGCAAGCUGAACAGAAGAAUCAGGAGAUUGAGCUGAAGACGGACCGUCUCAAGAAGGAGGCGUCGGACAUGCUGGACACCAUCCGGCACCACCUGAUCCAGGAGGAGGAGAAGGUGCGGCGCAACAUCGAGAAGGACGCGACGCGGGCGCGCCAGGUCGUGGCCGCCGCCGUGGCUCACGUCUCCAGCUCGGACCUCAAGGCCCUGCACGAAGUGAAGACCACCAUAGAAAAGAUCACGGAGGAGAAGGACGACUUCUACCUGCUUAAGGCUUACAGCAGCCAUGUAAAAAGUUUAAACGCUGUAAGCGCCAUCGCCGUUCCCAAGAUCCAGAGAGACUUUGAGGUGCAGGAUGAGGUUGUCCCGGCCGACUGGCUCCAACGAGUCGUCAAGGGAAUCCCCAUCAAGGAGCCAGAAAAGGCGAGCCUCGCGUUCGAGGGUGCGGUGCAGCACGCCAUGCUGCGCAUCUCCAACGAGGGCCGCACCGUGACGGUGUCGGCUCACCCGCAGCUGGGCUUCGCGGGGCUCUACCAUCCGCCCCACCGGCGGCACGGGCGGUCCGCGCGCCCACGUGGCGAGAGGCAGCUGGCGCACGCCCCGCUACCGCUGCACGGAAACCCCUUCAAGGACAUGUGGAACAUCAUGUGCUCGCAAGGGUUCGCCUAUGGAAGGCACUACUGGGAAGUCAUGCUCAGUCCGAGCAUGACUGGCUGGGCGGCCGGCGUGGCCUACCGGCAGGUGGAACGCUCGGGGCCAGAGUCUCGCCUGGGCCGCAGCACUUCCUCCUGGGCCCUCGAGUGGGUGGCCAACUUCACACCGCGCUGUACCUUUUGGCACGGCAACGUCACAACAGUGGUGCAGUGCCCCGGCGUGCCGCGCCGCCUCAUGGUCGUGCUGGACGUGGACAGGGGCAGCAUUGCGUACUACGACGCCGACAGCAAGCUAGAGAUUUUCUGCUUCGUAAGCAAGUUCUCGGAGCCCUUGUACCCAUGCUUCUGCUUGGGCAGCCCCAAUGAUUUCCUCACGCUUGUGUGAGCGAGCGAGCGAGUGAGCGAGCACGCCGCUUGUCCCCUGUGGUUUUGUUUACAUGUACAACUCCUUCGGAUUAAAAUUCGCUCGAUGGCCGUGGAGAGAACUUGAGCCUGCUGUGGAUGAGGUUUGUGGUGAAGCAUGGAAUAAUUUGGCGACGUGAAACAGCACAGUGGUGGUUAUAUGUGCACUGUUUAUGUUUUCUGAUUUGUAUUUAUUUCAGGAUUCUAAAUUCUUCUCAAUAUGUGGCCCUGGAUUUAAAAAAAUAUAUAUUUAGUUAUAUUAUGUACUUUGUGCGGUGUAUUAGCCUUGGUCAGUUUCCAUAUUGUCAGAUACGUUAAUGCUUAAUCGGAAAUAGGUAUGUAGUUAUACAUACACAUACACAGUAUAAAGUUAACAUAAAGUUGAAUUAUAACACUUGUUUUGCCGUGACCCAUAAAUAUAAGCAAUAUUCAGCCCAUCCAGUAGUGUAUAAUAGUGGGCUAAAUGUGACAUUAACAAGGCAUUAGGUUCUUACACAGAUAUAUACAAAAAGGUUUUAAUAAGGAGCACGUGGGAUCAUUAGAGCAUCAGCGAUCGGAGCAGCUGGAGGGCAUGCACGCCGUGUCACGUGACACUGAAAUAAACCGCCCGUGACUGCCGCUGCAACUGGGGUAAUUUUUACUGCACGACAAACCAAUUACAGUUGUAUAAUGUUGGACUUAAAACUGUGUGAAAUCAUAUUUUCAAAAACAUUGCUUACUGCCACAAGUGAUUGUAAAUAAGGCACGGAUUAUUUUCAGAGGAUAUGGGAAUUGGCAAGAUUCUACAGUACAAUAUUACAAUAUAAUGUUGCUUCUCACCAGCAAACCAUCUGUGCAAAAAGUAAAACAUGGACCUUAAAUUGUCCCAUGUGCAUUAAAACCAUUGAAAACACCUACUGACACACUUGAGACACCCGGAAAUCCUGGACUGGAUCUAUCUGAAAUACAUUUGGCUACGAAUUUUGGAAUACAUCUUUAACAGCUACACUGUUAUAGAGUGUAUUUAAAAUAAUAAUAUUGAUGCACUCCGAAACGUUCUGAUCUACAAGGCGCCUAGGAGACAGUAGUACAGCAAGUGUAUUCUUGAACUUGUCUGUGCAGACGUCUUAGUGUUGUCCUUUUGAGUGCGAGGGUUUCUCUGGGACUUGUUUCCUCCUACAUGCAAAACACUCCUCCACAUGGAAUCAACUCAAUAUCCAAUACAUAACCCUCCUGAAAAAAAUCAAGCAUCUCUGGAUGAAUAGAUUACAUACAAAAAACACGUUGCCAAUAGCUUAAAGCUACUGGCAGACCUCGUAAAAUAUAAAAGUAAUAGUAUCCUUCUGUUUGACAGGGAACAAUCUGGGUACUCCGAGCUCUUUUUGGAUGCUAUAUUAAGGUGACGUGAUUAUACAGGUAUUAUUAGCUGAUGUUUUAGCACGCACUGAUAUUCGUAUCCCACUUUGGGAUCAAGCAUGGCAUAAUAAAAAAGAAAUCGGAGGCAGAGGAUGAACUUUAGGCAACGGAAGAUGCCAAGUCAAACUAUUCUACCCGAUUUUGUUUCUGAAAUUGUACAUUGUUUUGAUACCCCCUUGAGUGUGGGUGGGGUGUAUAAAGAGCAAAGCCUCAUGUAUAUAAGAAACUAAUAAAAGCCUUAUUAAUCUAAUAAUGGACUUAUUUUUCAUCCUAUCUCAAUGUACUAGUCAU
Messenger RNA from Petromyzon marinus (sea lamprey), 4386 nucleotides. RefSeq names its product E3 ubiquitin-protein ligase Midline-1-like. NCBI's taxonomy places the organism in Eukaryota, Metazoa, Chordata, Hyperoartia, Petromyzontiformes, Petromyzontidae. Gene Ontology annotation, molecular function: zinc ion binding; protein binding. The record is from RefSeq and is a predicted model, not a curated record.